CGUGAUGGGCAUUAAAAAAGCACUUGGCUCUUGGUUGGUUUUGAAAUAUCAAGCAGCCAUUGAAAGCAUUUUGCUGCUUAAAAAGGGAUAAAACAGCAUUCUCAAUAUACCUGGAAUAAAUAAAAAAAGUCAUCAUGCAGGUCUAUGUAACACUUUGUAAGCUUCACAUUACGACCACAAAAUUGCUAUGCCAGAACCAGGUGGAUACGUCAAUAGCCCAAGGGACAAAGUAUGUCGUUUUCUUUUGUCGUAUUAAUUUUUAGAUUCUUUAACCCAUUAUACUGAUAGAAAGAUUUGCUUCAAACUCCAGGCCGGCUAUCAAGUUUUUAUUAGCGAGAAAACGAUUAUCACAACAAAAUCCUUAUAAGGAAAGCAGAACAAUGGAAGUACCAGUCUCGCGGGGUAAAUUUUUCUUAGGACAUAAAAAUUUAACCUGGCUGAACUAAACAGUCGUCCUGUUUUGUUUGAUGAUGUCACCCAUUGUAGGUAACUCGACAUCCAGGUUUAAGCAUCAAUGAAGGUUGUCAAUGCGUUUUGGGGUGCGUGUCCACUGGAAAAACCCAAGAAUAUCCUACUGAGUCAAUGGAAGAAUGUCCAAGCUAUACCAAGGCGUCCCAAGAAAGGCUCUGUGGCAACAAUGAUGAAGAAGGAGAUGAGAAUUCAAAACAUCGUUUCGAUUGUAAAAUUAACCGAAACCGACUGGUGUCCAAACUAUUUUACCUGUUCUACUUCUCGGCUUUUGGAUCGCUGUGGCCCUAUCUAUCAUUGUACUUUAAACAGUUGUUUUUAUCACCAAGACAGCUGGGCAUCCUUGUGGCUGUUCGAUCUCUUGUACAAUUUGUUUUCACACCUGUUUGGGGAGCUCUGGCGGAUCGCUUCAAUAAAAGUAAAUUUGUUUUAUUAUUAGGAUUGUCAGCUUGGCUAUUGUCAACAUUUUCUCUGGCUAUAAUACCGAUAGGAGAAAGACCGAAAGCCUGCUAUGAGAUGAACUCUUUGUCUUUGUCAUUGUUCCAAAAUGCCUCUACGGGUAACACUAACUUCACAAGCUUAACACCACGAUCGCAUCGACUUAAGAAUUCCGUCGAUCAUCACCACACUUCAACGCGAUCCUACGAGUCUAUUUUUGGAUCCAGUAGAUUUCUUCCAUGGGCCUUAAGCUUUUUCUCGAGUGGAUAUGAGCCUGAGAAAUCGACAAAACUCAAAGAAGAUACGUUUCCAGACCUAAAAUACUAUCCCUCCCCUGAGAAAAUCUCCGAUUCUUCUCGGCUGUUCAUUUUUAUGGUUUGCGUUAUAGUAUUUGGACAGAUUUUUGCGUCACCAACACAAUGCUUGGCGGAUACAGCCACGCUGCAGAUUCUUGCGGAGGACAGCCAUGAAUAUGGAAAGCAAGCUUUUUGGGGAUCAGUCGGUUAUGGAAUGACCGCAUUUAUCGUUGGCACGUCUAUAAGUGGACCGAAAACCCUUAAUCCUUGUAGCCAGGAAAUGGACAUCAACUAUAUUCCUUGCUUCUAUGUGUUUGCUUUCUUCAUGGUGGCUGCAUUGAUUGUAGCAAGUCGGUUUAACUUUAAACCUGUCGAUCACUCACAAUGUAAAGAAACUGCAAUAGGUGGACUAAAAGUGCUUAAAAACUUCGACUAUGCCUUUUUUCUAUUCAUUGUAUUUUUUUGUGGCACAGCUUUUGGUUUUAUACAAACAUUUCUCUUCUGGCAUCUUCGUGAAUUAGGCGGGCAACAGAUGUUGUUUGGGUUGAUAAUUCUGGCAAACAGCACAGCAGAAGUGGUAGUGUAUCUUUUAUCAGAGCGUCUUCUUCGGAACAUCGGGCACUUCAGGGUGAUGUACUUGGGACUUCUGUGCUACGCUCUGCGAUUCUUUUACUACUCAUAUUGUAGCAGACCUUGGCUUUUUUUACCUAUAGAACUUAUUCAAGGAAUAACAACAGCCGCUGUUUGGUCUUCGUUUGUGUCCCAUGUUGGUGCAGAGCCCGGUGUGGCAACGACACUCCAAGGGCUCGUUAACGGCUUUUACACUGGUUUAGGUUACGCCAGCGGCGGUCUUCUGGGAGGAGUUAUGGUUCACGAAUUUGGUACCAGGACAGCUUUUCUCGUUUUUGGAGAGUUAAGUUUGAUAGUUCUUUUUGUUUUUAUUAUAGUAAAUAAUGUUCGCCAAACAGAAAAGAAAAAUGAAAUUCAUUUCAAAACUUUUAGCCAAGCAGAUGAGUUUGAACAAUAGAUUAGCAAUGUUAUGCAUGGGAGAAACAGAUACAAUAAAUUUCUAAUUGCCAAAAACAGGUUGUUAAAUUGUUUUCGCACAAAAUCAUUGUUCUCGAUCAAUGAUUCAAAUAAAUCUUACGCCUUAAAAAGUAGAUAGAAAAAAGUUAUUUUCCUUUUGAGUUUUUCUAAUAUACUGGGAAAAAGUCAAUUACUUGAAGUGAUGUAUCAUUUGUAUCGUUAUCCCUCGUUUUCCUAGUAGUUUACGAGAGAUGAAAUUAACAAAAAUAAACACGAUUUUUAUAUGAGGAACUCUAUGGACUUUUUAAGGAAAAAUCACUCCAUUUAGCAUAUAACGACAUAUAAAAAUAUAUCAGCGACCCAUUACAUGAGAGGAAUUUCAGCGAAUAUUAUAUUGAACAAUUAACAAAAUCUUGAGAAGUGAAAACUGCGUAUGAAUGAAAACAAUUGUUAUAUUAACGUUUAAUUCGUCAAUUUCUCAUUGUUUCUUUUUUUAGCUCUUAUUAAAAAGAGAGAGAGAAAAAAGGCAUGAUACGAAUUAAAAUGUCAAAAAUGUUUCCCAUACAGGACCGUCAAAGGUAUUAAGACUUUAAAGAAUAGUGAAACAAUGGCUUACAUUUAAUUAUUCAUCAGAAUCUCUUAAAAAUAGUUAGACUAUAUAUAAA
Orbicella faveolata is the source of this 2893-nucleotide messenger RNA. Its product is annotated as major facilitator superfamily domain-containing protein 6-like. Gene Ontology annotation, cellular component: membrane. Gene Ontology annotation, molecular function: transmembrane transporter activity. The record is from RefSeq and is a predicted model, not a curated record. Lineage: Eukaryota; Metazoa; Cnidaria; Anthozoa; Scleractinia; Merulinidae.